Messenger RNA from Sarcophilus harrisii (Tasmanian devil), 4365 nucleotides. It is a transcript of the gene FAM13A, whose product is annotated as family with sequence similarity 13 member A. The transcript has 19 exons. Lineage: Eukaryota; Metazoa; Chordata; Mammalia; Dasyuromorphia; Dasyuridae. The coding region runs from base 898 to 2922 and encodes 674 amino acids. The record is from RefSeq and is a predicted model, not a curated record.
GUGCGCAUGAGGCCUCCCUCCCACCCACCUCCGUCUCCCGCUUUGCGUUACUGAGGCGCUUGGGGACGUUCAGGCGGGUAAUAACUUGAGUGGAGCACUAAGAAGGGGGAAAGAAGCAGAGGGACGUAAGGUUCUGAUUCAGCUUCUCUAACCGGAGGGAUAGGAGGAGUAUCGGAGAGUGGAAGGCAGAGAGGGUGGCCAAAAGCCACUCUGGCACUCUCCACGGGCCCUCCUUGGCGAGCCCUUGGUGGGUGUUGGUUCGGGAGACUGGCCGGCACUACCGCAAACCGGCGCCGCGCCGGAAGCUUCUCUCCUGCACUGUAGAAACUCCCUAACUGCCAGCCGCGGUUUCUUCUUCCCCUCAGAGGAGACGGGAAACAAUCUCCUUCCUUUCCACAUCCAGGGAGGGCCGGGCCCGCCUCCAAACUGGCCGAGAAUGGAGGGCGAACUUCUAGAGGAAGAGACGGCCAAUCAGGGAGCGUGAUUACUGCGUGGCUCUGGCGCAGGCCCGGCUCCUUCCUGGAGGCUCCCAAAGCGGCCCCCACCCUGCCCCCCUCCUUAGGAAACUGCUGCCGUCUGGGGAGCUUGCACCGGGCAAGGAAAAAGGUUCCACGCUAGAACUGUGUAACCUUCUCUAGGUGGGAGUGGGCUCUUCAAGCAGAGCUUUGGAAGGCACCCGGAUGGUCCCAUUAAAUCGAGCGUUUUUAGAUGAGCUCCUUAAAUUCUCUCUUUAAAAUUUACUUCCUGAGAAGUGGCAUUUGCCAAAUGUUGGGCAUCUCCUUGAUUCCAGUGCUUUAUUACCACAAAAGAUUUUGGUAUCUUUUGGAUCUCUGUUUCAGUCUCUGACUUUGCUAGUAAGAUUGCUGGAUCAAAAGUUCUCAAGAAGAAGAAAGACCCAUGUCACCUUUUUAUUUAAGUGCUCCUGUGAACCAAAUAAAUAAUGUUCCAACAACUGGAGAGUUCUUAGAAAGAACAAUUCGAUCAACAGUGGAACAGCAUCUUUUUGAUGUUCAAGAUUCUGGCAGUCAAAGCUCAGAAGAUUCAGAGUGUGGAGCAUCAUCCCCUUCUUCCAUAGUAGUUACCAGGCAGAAACGAUGGCAUAACAAAGAUCAGAAUGAAAUCAGACAUAACAGAGAAAGGAUACUUAUCUACAAAGAAAAUAUUCCUUCUGAGUUCAGCAGCCUCGAGGAAUGUAUUUUGACUGCUCAGGAAGCAGAAAAAUACCAGGAAAACAACUGUGUAUAUAUUGAAGAAAACAGUAAACCUAAACGACAGAAGUCCAGUACCAGACUUUCUGAGAUUAAUGACAUCCAAGAUAAUCAUGUGACUAUGGAAAGUAUUAAUUCUACAAGAUCUCAAGAGAGACUUGGAUGUGAUGAUAUCCUAGAACUGAUGUCUGAUGAAAGCAAAGAAAAUAAUAGUGAUGGGAAGUACACUCAGCAUUCUCAGAUCUUCACCAUGAAGAUUCAGGAACAUCCAAGCCUCCCCGAAACUAAACUCCAGAGAAACCAAGACACGGAUGUCCAGGAAGAUAGCUUUGUCACUGAAAUGCCUCAGUUGGACUUGACCACUUUGUGUAAUGAGAACAGCUGGGAAGAGCCCAUUCCUACUUUGUCCUCAUGGCAGUGUGACAGCAUUGAUUCAGACGAAGCCCGCCUUUCCCCACAGGCUGGGCGCCUGAUUCGCCAGCUUCUAGAUGAAGACAGUGAUCCUAUGCUGUCCCCUCGAUUCUAUGCUUAUGGGCAGAGCCAGCAGUACCUGGAUGACACGGAAGUGCCUCCUUCCCCUCCCAAUUCACAUCCUUUCAUGAGGAGAAGGAGCUCUUCUUUGGGAUCUUAUGAUGAUGACCAAGAAGACUUAACACCUGCACAGCUAACUCGACGGAUUCAAAGCCUUAAGAAGAAAAUCAGACGGUUCGAAGACAGAUUUGAAGAAGAAAGAAAAUACAAACCUUCCCAUAGUGACAAAGCAGCCAAUCCAGAGGUACUGAAAUGGACAAAUGACCUUGCAAAAUUCCGGAAGCAACUGAAAGUAGAGUCAAAGUUAAAGUUAUCUGAAGAAGAGCUAGUUCCCCAGAUGCGGCAGCGGAGCAACACACUCCCCAAGAGUUUUGGUUCUCAGUUGGAAAAGGAAGAUAAGAAACGAGAGAUAGAAAAAGCAAUGACACCUACUAUUGAAGCUACCCUGGAAUCUAUUCAGAAGAAACUAAAAGAGAAGCGGAGAGAGACCAACCAUCCUGAGGACAUUAAGGAUAUGACCAGAGAGCAGAUUGCUAUUGAGAAAGUGGCUCUGCAGAAAUCUUUGUUGUAUUAUGAGAGCAUCCAUGGAAGACCGGUAACAAAGCAUGAACGUCAGGUUAUGAAGCCAUUAUAUGACAGAUAUAGACUGGUCAAACAGAUUCUGUCACGGGCCACCCCCAUUCCCAGCAUUGGUUCUCCCUCCAACAAGCGGCGAAGUCCUUUGCUACAGCCAAUUAUCGAAGGUGAAACAGCUUCCUUCUUCAAGGAAGAAGACGAUGGUUCAGAAGUUGAUAGCAGCACAAAGACAGACUUCACAAUGCCCAUAGAAACUGACUUCUGCUUUCUGGACCAGUUUGAAGUGCAUACUGAUCAUUUUGCUUCCCCUUUGGAUGAUAAGUUACCUCCAAAAGGCAGUCACGAUAUGAGACUUUCUAAUCUUCAUGCUGCAUCUGUACAUGAGCUCUUAGAACAACUUCAAGAAGUGAAAGAAGAGAAGAAAAGAAUUCGAAAAAAACUUCGUGAUUUUGAGGAUAAUUUUUUCAGACAAAAUUCAAGAAAUGUCCAGAAGGAAGAUCGUACUCCAAUGGCCGACGAGUACAAUGAAUACAAACAUGUGAAGGCAAAAAUAAGGCUUUUGGAAGUGCUUAUCAGCAAGAGAGACAUUGAUUUAAAGAUCAUGUAAGAAAAAAAAAAAAAAAAAAGAAACAAACCAUCCCUUCAGAAAAGACUCACUUGGAUUGAACGGACAAUCCCUUCACAAGGCAAUCAACACCUCUAUGAAACUAAGAAGUCCAGCUGUGUAGAGUACUAAGGAUAGCUCCAGUCAGGCUAUUUUACUGUGCGCCAAUUAUUCUCUUACUUAUUGUCUACUGAGAAGGAAACCUUUGUUAGGAAUAUUGUGGCCAAGUCGACAUUUAUGCACAUACACAUACAUUUCACUGUGGUGCAAACUUUACUAAUAUUAGCUAUUCCAUCAUUAAAUUUAGAUAGCCUAAUCCUACACAUGACCUCCAGUCAUUCAGUGUUCUGAGAAACACAAAGAACCAUUCCAUUUCACUGCUAUAAAAAUGAGCUCAGGACUUUAAUUCACUUACAAUCUGCAUGCUGUAGACUUUGGAACUAGUGUGGUUAAAUGUUUCUGUGAAUUAGAGAGCUCGAUAUGCCGUGAGCUCGAUAUGCUGCCUUGGCUUUCAUAGUGACAUUUUAAAUGGCACUGUGCCAUCUGCCAUCUUUGUGCAUGGCUCAGCUUUUACUUAAGCUCAGGUAGAUGGCAGCUCGGAGCAGAAUGAAAAACACAAUACUCUUCUGAGAGUAUUUUUCUUUCAUAUUUCUUAAACUGAGCAAUAGAUUUCACACGUUGGCUGUGACUGGGCAGCAUCCGGCUCCACAGGAUAAUGGAAAGACAAUGGAGGUAAUGACAGUAGUUGUACCGACUUCAAGUAACUAGAAUGUUAUCUGAAAAGUGAUUUCUUUUUCUAUGUUAGGGUGAAAAAAGUUAAAAGUCCUCAUUUAACAUUGAAUCAGGCCACUCAAAUACUUAUAGCAACUACAGUUUAUGUCUGCUAUUUUCUUUUGAUUAAAAAAAUAAGUUAGACAAACAUGCUGGAUUCUUAUUUUCAGUAACUGGGUAUGAUGAGAUGUACUUCUGUUUUCCUGAGUUAAUGGCAAAAGUGGGCUCAUAAUAAUAAGCCAGAAACUGGAGAACUUAUUUCUUCAAAGAUGAUCUCAAGGCAGAAUAUUAUUCACAUCAUUUUCAGUGAAAAUAUGUAAGUAGAAAAAAAAUCUCUUGCUGAUUCAUUUUUAUUAGCUGGUUAUUAUCUUUAUUGGAGAAUAUUUGAUAAAAAUAUCUACAAAUGGAUAACUUGUUAGCACCAGACAAUUAGAAGACUCCAAAUCAUUCAUUUUAAAAGUAGAAAUUUUAAGUAUGGCAAUUCACCCUGUGAUUUAUCAACUUAUCUUAUUAUUCUCCAAAGUGACAAAGAUCACUUUAUGGUUCAUACUUCUCCCAAAUCUAGGAAAUGUGCUUUGGAAGAACUAGAAUAGAUUUCUGGUGCAUGAUCAGAUUUCUUACAGUUUUUUCUUCUAAAGAGGGUACUUGAUAGAUAAACAUGCCUCUCUUUUGGAG